AUGAUGGAUAGCCGUGAGAGAGAAGCGGGAGGCUUCACAGGCGUGGAUGCCACGUCUUCCGCGCCUCGCGGCGAAUCUCACGGCGCGUCUCACGGCGGGUCUCGCGGCAGCGAUUCGAAGAAAUCGAGGAGCGAGUCCAGUGGCGGCAAGGGGCGGAAGGUUCAGAAGCACAAGAAGCAGCGCGAUGUUCUGAAAGACGCCCAAGAAGCACAGGAGCGACUCAGGCGACUCGCGGCGUCUGGCGGGGGAUCUCUGGCCGCCACUGGAUGGGGCGACGAGGGGGUUGAUGGCGCAGCCGGAGGGCAGGGGGACUUGCAAGGGGGAAUGCAGGGGGAAGGGCAGGGAUUGGCUGUGAGUGAGUUUGUUCCUGUAACGAGUUUUGGUGCUGUAACGGGGAGGGGAGGGUUGGGAAGGGAGGGUGGAAUGGUUGGGGUGGAUGCUGGUUGGGGUUGUCAGGCGGGUGAGUCGUCUGGUGGACCAGGGUUCGGAGCGGUGGAGAUGGGUGCGGAAGUGUACGGAGAGCAGGAAAGUGGUCAGUUUGAGGGUUACGGUGCUAGGCAGGGGGGGGAGGCUCAGAGGCUGUUUUGGGAAAAAGCGCAGGGAUACUUUGGGGGGGGGGAGCAGGGGCAGACUUGGGGGGAGGCGCAGGGGCAUGGGGGGGCAGGGGAAGAGCGCGACUGGGGCAGUCAAGGGGAAAGUAACUGGGGGAGGGGGGGGGAUGGCUAUCCGGGCGGAGAGGAAGGGUCUGCUUGGGGCGGAAGUGUGGAAGGUCGCAACUGGGGCGGGGGGGAGGGGGAAGCGGAAGGGAGUGGGCGGAGAGGGGGAUGGGGAGGGGGAUGGGAAAAGGGAUGGGGCAGAGGCAAGGGGUGGCGGAGAGGAGGACGGGGAAGGUGGGGAAACGGUUGGGGGAGGGGACGGGGGCAAGAGGGGGAGUAUGGGGGAGGAGGGGGUUAUGGGGUAGGAGAGUACGGGGGAGGAGGAGGGUACGGGGGAGGAGGAGGGUACGGGGGAGGAGGAGGGUACGGGGGAGGAGGAGGGUACGGGGGAGGAGGGGGGUAUGGUGGGGGAGGGGGGUACGGUGGGGGAGGGGGGUAUGGUGGGGGAGGGGGGUAUGGUGGGGGAGGGGGGUAUGAGAGGGGAAGAGGGUAUGGGGGUGGGAGGAGGUAUGGAGGCGGGGGGCGGUAUGGGGGCGGAGGGGGUUUUGAGGGCGAAGGGGAGUAUGGGGGCGGAGGGGGGUAUGGGGGAGAAGAAUAUGAGGAAGGGGGAUUCACUACGGAGAGUGGGGAGCAGCAGGGGUGGCAGGGGCAAGGGGGGACAAUGCAAGAGGAAGUGCAGGGGCAAUACAAUAGGCGGUGGGAAGGGCAGGGGCAAUACAAUAGGCGGUGGGAAGGGCAGGGGCAAUACAAUAGGCGGUGGGAAGUGCAGGACGGGGGAGCAGAGAACUGGGGAGGAGCACGAGAUAUGGGAGGAAGGAGGGGAUGGGUAGAAGGGCAGCAGCAGCAGCAAUAUUGGGGGGGACAGAGACAAGGGAACGACUGGGGGGAGGGGCAGCAGUGGGGGAGGGGGGAGAAGGGAAAGUUUGAGAGUGGGGGAGAGAAACAGGGAUGGGGAGGUGAGGAGCAGAGGGGAGGGUGUGAUGAGGAGGCAUGGGAGGUGCAGGGGGAGAGUGGGGGGGAGUGGCAGUGGCAGAAACAGCAGAGUGAUUCUUCCACGCCUUAUGCCGAGCCUGACGCCUCUGGUUCGGGCCGCUACGAGCCUGGCACGUUUGGUUCGGAUCGUUCCGAGCCUGCCCUGGGCAGUGGUCCAGCUGGCGCCAGCUGUCGCGACAGCGUUGGUGCCCUUUCUACCACGGCGGCAGCAGAGGAAGCAGCUGGGAAGGUGUAUGAGCCGCCAAUGCAGCGGGACAGUAGGGAGAGAGAGAAGGAGAAGGAGAGGGAGGAGCGAGAGAGGAGGCAGUGGGAGAGGGAUGAGAGGGAGAGGCAGAGAGAGCAGGAAGAGAAGGAUGGGAGGCAGAGAGAGCAGGAAGAGAAGGAUGGGAGGCAGAGAGAGCAGGAAGAGAAGGAUGGGAGGCAGAGAGAGCAGGAAGAGAAGGAUGGGAGGCAGAGAGAGCAGGAAGAGAAGGAUGGGAGGCAGAGAGAGCAGGAAGAGAAGGAUGGGAGGCAGAGGCAGAAAGAAUUGGAGGAGAGGGCCGAAGGGGAGAACCGGGAAAAGGAGAGUGAGGAAGGGAGCACUGGCAGUGGUGGUGGGUGGAGUGAGGGUGGUGAAGCAUGGGGAGGAGGGGGACUGUUUGAUUCAGGAGCAAUACCUUGCUCAUCACCACAGCAAUACCUUGCAGCAACAGCAUCACUAACCUUCUCUGCCACGCCACCGCCUUACCUCCCCUCAUCCGCGUCCCCUCACCUGCCCCAGCUGCCCCAGCAGCAGCAGCAGCAGCUGCGUGUGUGUGCCUUGAAGCCUGCGCGCAAGGCGCAGCGCACAGAGGAGUGUUUGAAGACGUGUUUUGAGACGUCUCAAAACACUCCUUCGCGCAAGGCGCAGCGCACAGAGGAGUGGGUGCGAGAGGCUGCUGCUGCUGCUGCUGCAGGUGGUGAUGGUGCUGGGGGCUUGGGCGGGAGCGAGUGUGGAGACGCAGAGGGAGUGACAGAUGGAGGCAGAAAGCAAGGCCUGCGUGGCACAGAGGAGGGAGAGGAGGAGGGAGGAGUGGAACGAUGGGAGAAGAGGGAAGAAGAGGGUGCGGAGGAGGGAGAGGGGGAGAGAGAGGAAGAGGCAGGGGAAGAGAGACAGGAGGCGGGAGUAGAGGAGGGAGGAGAUGAGGGAGGAGAGGAGGGAGGAGAGGUGGGAGGGGAGGAGGGAGGGGAGGAGGGAGGGCAGGAGGGAGGGGAGGAGGGGUUGGGCAGUGGCACAUACGCUGACCUGCCAUCAAACACGUGUUCUUUCUCGGAUGGCGGCGAGGGCUUUGACUCGGAUGUGGACAGUGAGGAGGAGAUGGAGUCCUUGUUUCUUGACAGCACACUGGCGGAUGACUGGCCGCUCUAUGGCGUGGGCAUGCAGGGCAUGGCGAGCAUGGUCGGCCGUGCAGCAGCAGCAGGGGGAGGAGGAGGGACAUCCGCUCAGCUACCCGAGCCCGUUCGCCGAUUCCUUCAGGACUUUGACAACCUCUCGCCUUCUGAUUGGCGCAACAGCAGCAGCAACUACCGGCGCAAAGGCUGGCAGAAGCACCAGCACAGUUUGAGGCAGUUCAAGUGCCCGGUGUGUGUGGGCGGCAAGGGCGAGACGGAGUGGUGGGACGGCGUGCGGGCGCUACUGCAGCACUCGCUGAGCAUCCGGAGUCGGAGGAUGAAGGAGCACCGCGCGUUUGCUGCCGCUCUCGGGGAGAGGAUGAAGGACAAGGGCGCGGGGCUGGUGCUGCUUGGCGGGGGAGCGGUUGGAGGGGAUGCGGGGGGUGGAAGGGGGGGGGGAGAAAGGGGGAGGGGAGUGGGGAGUGGAGGGGAGGGGUGGAGUGGGGAGGGAGGAGGGAUGAGGAGAUGUGCAGUCGCAACAGUUGUCGCACCAGCAGCAUCACCAUCACCACCACUGCAAGCGUCAUCAGGGGGAGCAGCAUCGGUGCUUCUGGGGAGUCCCCCGGUGAAUCAGUGGCGGGGGUUGGGGGGCGCUAGGGCCAAGGGGGGGAAGAGGGGCAACGAAAAUGUGGUGUGGCCGCCCGUGGUGGUGGUGCGCAACACACACCUUUGCCCGGACGAGGAUGGCAUGUGGUUGGGCAUGGGCAGUUUGGAGCUCCGCCAACAGUUUCCGGACUGCAACCUGAUCACCAAGGCCAAGAACGCCUAUGGGCCGCAGGGCCAUCGCGGCAUGAGUGUGCUGGUCUUUGAAGCGUCAGUGGAUGGGCUGCUGCAGGCUGAGCAGCUGUGUGAGCUCUUUCAGGCGGACGGCAGGGGGCGGCAGGGCUGGAUUCGCCGGACAGCAACGUCGCUAGUGGACAAAAGCGGCAAGCGGAACCUGUUUGCUUACAUGGCACAGGAGGGUGACGUCGCAGAGUUUAAUAGGCACACCAAAGGGAAGACGCAGCUGAGAGUGGAUGUGAAGAAGCGGUAUGCAGUGGUGGAUGAGCGGUUGAGAGCGGUGCGAGAACGGGCUGCUCAAGCGCCCAAUGUGGAGGCCACUGUUGCCAUGAUGUCUCAUCGAAUCGUGUCGGGACAAGUGGCAGCGUCUCAGCUCCAGGCGGAGCUAGCGCAGGCCAAGGAAGCCAACAGGAAGCUUCUGGCAAUGCUGGAGGGUGCCUGGCCAAAGUACCCUCCGCAGCAGUGGGCAGCUGGUAAAGCAGCCCCGGUCCAGCAGCUGCGGAGUAAAUCCCAAGUAACAAUGCAGGAUGGAUGGGGGAACCAAGUAGCUGUAGCGGAUGAAGAGUGUGCAGCUGCUGCAGCUGUAGCAGUGCAGGAUGGGUGGGGAUGCCAAGCAGCUGUAGCAGUGCAGGAUGGGUGGGGAUGCCAAGCAGCUGUAGCAGUGCAGGAUGGGUGGGGAUGCCAAGCAGCUGUAGUGGGCAAAGAUUGUGCUACAGGACAGCAACACACAGAGGAGCAGCAGCGUGAGAGGGAGCAGAAGCAUGCGGAGGAGCAGCAGCAGCCUGGGAAGGAGACGGAGGAGCAGCAGCAGCCUGGGAAGGAGACGGAGGAGCAGCAGCAGCCUGGGAAGGAGACGGAGGAGCAGCAGCAGCCUGGGAAGGAGACGGAGGAGCAGCAGCAGCCUGGGAAGGAGACGGAGGAGCAGCAGCAGCCUGGGAAGGAGACGGAGGAGCAGCAGCAGCCUGGGAAGGAGACGGAGGAGCAGCAGCAGCCUGGGAAGGAGACGGAGGAGCAGCAGCAGCCUGGGAAGGAGACGGAGGAGGCUAAGAGUGAGCUUCAGAUGGAGGGGAGAUCGCCAGAAAACGACGAGCAGGGCGUGAGAACGUCUCUAGUGGAGGCUGCAUGUGGGGUGGGCGCGAGUGAGCAAGCUUCUGAGUCAACUUGGAAGGAGCAGGGUGUGCGGGCGCGUCUGGUGGAAGUGGCAUCUGCGGUGGGCGCGAGUGAGCAGGAGGUGCUGUCGCUGUGGCAGACGGCAGUGGAGGCAGAGCAGAGGCACUGGAAUGAGCUGGACGGCCUGGAGGCGGCAUAUGACGUGCAGCAGCAGCAGGUGGAGGGGCGGCUGCAGGGAGAGGAGGGAGGAGAUACGACCAGGGGAGCAAAGGCAGAGAGAGACGACGCUGCUGGUCUUUGGACUGGAAUCAAGCAUCUAGAGGGAAGCUGCCAGGAAGCAGUGGCGUACAGCCGGGAGGUGCAGAGGCUGCAGCAGGAGCACCAGAGCGCCAAGGCAGAGGCCUUCAGGCGCCACAGGGAGGAGGCUCUCGCUCUCGACCGAGCCUUCGAGGCUCGGUGGGCCCAGCUGCUGGCUCGGCAGGAGGCUCGGGUUGGGAUGCCCGAGGCUGAGACAGGGCGUCGCGAGGGGUGGCUUGAUGAAGGCGAAGGUGGGGGAGAAGGGGAGGAGACGGUGUGCGUUGGAGAGGAAAGGUAA
This is a messenger RNA of Closterium sp. NIES-65, 5544 nucleotides long. The record is from the annotation of a GenBank genome assembly. Lineage: Eukaryota; Viridiplantae; Streptophyta; Zygnematophyceae; Desmidiales; Closteriaceae.